ACAACGGUUCGUCGAAAUGUGGGCCCGCGCCGUGUGUCUGCUCGUCUGUGCGACUGCGGUCGUCUGCGAAGCUGUUACUAAGAAGUUCUGUGAUGAUGUGAGUCCGGGUGUUUGCACCGUGCACAGUGUAGACGUGGACCCGUGCCCUAAGGGCAUCAACUUCUGCAGUCUCUACAGAAAAAAGCCCUAUACGCUCUCCGUCGACUUCACUCCAAGGUUCUCAGCCCGAAACCUGCGCCUAGCGAUGUACGCCGACGACAACAACGACGGAAGCUUUGCUAAGACUGUCAAAACUGUUGCCGACCCCUGCGACCUGAUGACGUGUCCGGUCGACAGGAAUAUACCGAGGUUCUUCAACCUGCACUUUACGCUGGACAAGACACAUGGCACUGCCAAAUUCCCAGUGAAGUUCAAGCUCUGGAAUGCAGACAACGAGUCCCAGGCGUGCUGUUUUACCUUUAAUGUUAAAGUUAAGAAAUAAAUACCUUUAUUUAUCUUAA
Messenger RNA from Cydia fagiglandana, 500 nucleotides. Its product is annotated as MD-2-related lipid-recognition protein-like. The transcript has 4 exons. The record is from RefSeq and is a predicted model, not a curated record. NCBI's taxonomy places the organism in Eukaryota, Metazoa, Arthropoda, Insecta, Lepidoptera, Tortricidae. Bases 17 to 481 code for a protein of 154 amino acids.